AUGGCCUCCCAGAUGACUCUGGCAUGCUGUCUACAUGGAAGGACAAUGACUAUAACAGUGAUUGUUGCAUAUGGCAAGGCAUUCAGUGCAACAAUGAAACUGGUCACGUACACAUGCUUCAACUCCCUGGUUGGGAAUCUUCCUAACUUGCAUACUGUUAAACUUGCUAGCAAUGUUGAUCUUAAAAUUAGUGAUGCAAAGUGUCUUACUGAUAAAAUUUUUCUUGUACCAUAUGCUUCCAUUAAGAAACGUUCAUCUUCUCUUGUCACCCUUGAUCUUGCUUACAAUUUAUUGAAAUCAUCAGAUAUAUUUCACUGGAUUUUCAACUUCACUCCCAAUCUUCAUAGCAUUUACCUUGAUCAAAACUUGUUAGAAGGUCCCAUUCCGGAUAGAUUUGGGAAAGCAAUGAACUCUCUUGAAGUUCUUCGCCUUGGUACUAACAAACUGAAAGGCACGAUUCCAGCUUCUCUUGGGAAUUUAUGUACAUUGCAGGAAUUACACCUUUACAAUAACAACUUGAGUGGGGGAAUUUCCAGCUUCAUUCAUAAUAUUUCAUGGUGCAACAGACACAAAUUUCAGUCUCUGAAUUUAUCUCAUGAUCUGGCUAUUGGCAUGCUACCUAAUCAUUCAAUUUUGAGUUCUUUGAGAGCAUUAGAUCUUUCCCGUAAUCAGCUAACUGGAGAAAUACCUAAAAGCAUUGGGUUGCUGCAUGAUUUGGAUUAUCUUUACCUAAAUGGCAAUAACUUAGAGGGUGAUAUCACUGAAACACAUUUCACAAAUUUAUCCAAAUUGAGGGUUUUAGACUUAUCAGACAACUCAUUCUCUCUAAAGGUUGGUACUACCUGGGUUCCACCUUUCCAAUUAUUUCGUUUGGGACUAGCUUCUUGCAAAUUGGGUCCUACUUUCCCAAGAUGGCUCCAAACUCAAAGUCAGAUAGAAUUUCUAGAUAUUUCUGACGCAGGGAUUGACGACUUUGUACCGGAAUGGUUUUGGAACAAUUUACGGUCUUUAUGUCAGAUGAAUAUGUCUUGCAACAAUCUCAAAGGUACAAUUCCAGAUUUACCAAUCAUGUUUGCUGGUGGAAAUAGAAAUAUGUUAAUUCGAAGUUCAAAUAAACUUGAAGGUGGAAUUCCCACCUUUCUAAAACAAGCUGACUCAUUGGAUCUUUCCAAAGAUAAGAUUACAGAUUUAAAGACAUUCUUGUGUGGAAAAAACAUAACCACAGAAAUGCGGACUUUGGAUUUAUCAAAAAAUCAAAUAAUGGGACAAUUGCCCGACUGUUGGGAACACCUAACUUCAUUAAGAUAUCUUGAUCUAAGUAAUAAUAAAUUGUCUGGGAAUAUAUUCCACAAUCCUUGGGUACUCUUGUUUAUCUGGAAGAUUUGGUCUUACGUAACAACAAAUUAUCUGGAGAACUACCACUCACAUUGA
Molecule: messenger RNA, 1431 nt
Organism: Cajanus cajan (pigeon pea)
Lineage: Eukaryota; Viridiplantae; Streptophyta; Magnoliopsida; Fabales; Fabaceae
Source: RefSeq, a predicted model, not a curated record